Asparagus officinalis (garden asparagus) is the source of this 2004-nucleotide messenger RNA. RefSeq lists its product as uncharacterized. The record is from RefSeq and is a predicted model, not a curated record. The transcript is spliced from 5 exons. Lineage: Eukaryota; Viridiplantae; Streptophyta; Magnoliopsida; Asparagales; Asparagaceae. The coding region runs from base 1 to 2004 and encodes 667 amino acids.
AUGUCUUCGAAGACAGCUUCUGAUAUGAGAUGGCACCAUGAAAGACAAGAUGAGGACGGAGUGAUGAGGCAUCCAGCUGACUCUAAGGCUUGGAAAAACUUUAAUGAGCUACAUGAAAGCUUUGCCGAAGAGCCCCGAAAUGUUAGACUUGGUCUUGCAAGUGAUGGUUUCCAGCCUUUCACAAAUUCAAAAGUUUCUUAUAGCAUAUGGCCUGUUUUACUUGUACCAUAUAACUUACCACCAUGGAUGUGCAUGAAGCAAUCUAAUUUUAUUUUAUCUAUGCUCAUUCCUGGUCUAACUGGUCCUGGAGAUGCUAUUGACACCUACUUACAACCAUUGAUAGAAGAACUAAAGGAGUUGUGGGCCUCAGGCGUUCAAACAUAUGAUGUAUCUCUGAGACAGAAUUUCAUUUUACGUGCAGCACUAAUUUGGACUAUCAAUGAUUUUCCUGCUUAUGCAAAUUUAUCUGGAUGGAGCACUAAGGGGAAAUUAACAUGUCCUUGUUGUAAUAAGCACACGCACUCUAUCAGGUUAAAAUAUGGAGGCAAGCAGAGCUAUAUGGGGCAUCAUCGCUAUCUUGAUGAAAAUCACAUUUGGAGAAAGGAUAAGAAAUCAUUUGAUGGCACUAGGGAGAGAGGGUAUGCAGCGCCGAAGCUGACCGGAGAUGACAUCCUUAAGCAGGUGGAAGAUCUUAUAGGGAUCACCUUGACUAAUCAUCCAGAGAAGAAAAUUAAAAUCCUUAAGCAGCGCUUGAUUCCUGUAUCGAUUCGUGGUCUUCUUCCUGCAAAAGUGUGUGAACCAAUUAUUGAACUUUCCAUAUUCUUCACUAUAUUAUGUUCCAAGACAUUAAGGGUGGAUGAACUAAAGCAAAUUGAUGAGCAGAUUCCACUGACGUUAUGUAAGCUUGAGAAGAUUUUUCCACCUUCAAUUUUUGAUGUCAUGCUGCAUUUAGUAGUUCAUUUAGCAUCUGAAGCCAUACUUGGAGGGCCUGUUCGAUUUCGAUGGAUGUACCCAGUGGAGCGUCAGCUUUAUACUUAUAAGUCAUAUAUCAGAAAUAGGGCACGUCUAGAAGGGUCAAUUGCUGAAGGAUAUAUAGCAGAUGAAUGCAUGACACUUUGCUCAAGACAUAGUGGGCGGGCAUUGGGUGCUGCCACCACCCGCUACCUUGAUGAACGUGAGUGGUUGCAAGCUCAUAUUUAUGUUCUAAAGAACUGUGAUGAAGUGCAACCACACAUUGAGGACUACAAUGAAUUCGUGAGAGAACCCACAAAUCACUAUGAUGAUAAAGAUUGGGAUAAGAACUUUAUCGAGUGGUUCCAAGCUCUAGUUUAUCAGAGUUAUCGAGAAGAUGAUGACUUACUUUCACUAUCUCGUGGUCCAAGUAAGAUUGUUAAAUGUUUUACUGGAUUUGUCAUAAAUGGACAUCGAUUUCAUACAGAAAGUCGAGAUAAUUGUUUGUCAACUCAAAAUAGUGGGGUUGCAGUUGUUGGUGAUGCUGGUGAUGGUGGAGAUAUAGAUUAUUAUGGUGCUUUGGUUGAAGUUGUCGAAUUAGAGUAUCUUGGUGGAAGAAAGGUUGUUCUAUUUCGUUGUAAGUGGUGGGAUGUGCACGGCAAAGGAAAAGAGACCGUUUUGAAAGAAGAUAAAUAUGGAUUUGUUAGUAUUAACUGCCGACAUUUGCUAAAGACGAAUGAACACUUUAUACUUGCUGGCCAAGCAUCACAAGUUUUUUAUGUUGAGGAUAUUGCCAAUGAAGGUUGGCAUGUAGUUCUUAAAGCACAACCCCGUGAUUCCUAUGAUAUGCCACCAGAUACAGAUGAUUGUGAGAUAACAGACGAUGGAGUUAAAGCUUAUUUGCAAGAUGAAUCAUUUGAUGCUCAGGCUAUUGCAUCAACAUCAUUAAUGGAAGAUGAUUAUAUCAAUUUGAGAAGGAGUGACAUUGAUCCAAUUAUUGUAAAUUCGGUCUCAACUUCAAAAAAGAGGAAAAAGACUCAAGCAGAGAAUUAG